This is a messenger RNA of Vicia villosa (hairy vetch), 1256 nucleotides long. RefSeq names its product probable prolyl 4-hydroxylase 7. Lineage: Eukaryota; Viridiplantae; Streptophyta; Magnoliopsida; Fabales; Fabaceae. The transcript has 8 exons. Gene Ontology annotation, molecular function: L-ascorbic acid binding; procollagen-proline 4-dioxygenase activity; iron ion binding. Gene Ontology annotation, cellular component: endoplasmic reticulum. Bases 181 to 1137 code for a protein of 318 amino acids. Gene Ontology annotation, biological process: peptidyl-proline hydroxylation to 4-hydroxy-L-proline. The record is from RefSeq and is a predicted model, not a curated record.
ACUCAAAUCUGUGGGUACUCUGUUCAAUUUUUCCUCAAAAUAAUAAAUAAAUAAAACAAUUAAUUAUUAAUUAAUUUAAGAAAAAAACAAAACCAAACACGUUUUCUCUAAUUUUACAUUACCAAAUCCAACAUUCAUUCUUAAUUCUUGUUCCGAUUCUGUGUCAAUUUCUUCAUCAUCAUGCUAAAUCCUCGUUUGGUUCCAUUGUUACUCUUUUUCUUUUUCCCCUGUUUUUUCUCUCUUCUUUUCGUUUCUUCAAUUCGAUUACCCGGUUCGGAUGAAGAUAAACCAACGUUUGGAUCGGUUUUUCGAGGCCAUAAGGUGAAGUUUGAUCCCACACGUGUUACUCAGCUCUCGUGGAAUCCUAGGGCUUUUCUGUACAAGAAUUUUUUAUCUGAUGAAGAAUGUGAUCAUCUUAAAACUCUGGCUAAGGAUAAGCUGGAGAAAUCUAUGGUGGCGGAUAAUGUAUCUGGUAAAAGUAUACAAAGUGAAGUCAGAACAAGUUCUGGGAUGUUUCUCAAUAAAUUACAGGAUGAAGUAGUUGCUGACAUCGAAGCACGAAUUGCCGCAUGGACAUUCUUUCCCAUAGAGAAUGGGGAGUCUAUGCAAAUUUUGCACUACCAACACGGCGAGAAAUACGAACCACAUUUCGAUUUCUUCCACGACAAGGCUAAUCAAGUACAUGGUGGCCAUCGUGUGGCGACGGUGCUGAUGUAUUUGUCUAAUGUUGGGAAGGGUGGAGAAACAGUUUUUCCUUACGCCGAGGGGAAGUUGUCGCAGCCGAAAGAUGAUAGCUGGUCGGAAUGUGCUCACAAAGGAUAUGCAGUAAAACCUCGGAAGGGUGACGCCUUAUUGUUCUUCAGUCUUCAUCUGAAUGCAACUACAGAUGGUAAUAGCUUGCAUGGAAGUUGUCCAGUGAUCGAGGGUGAGAAAUGGUCUGCAACAAAGUGGAUUCAUGUCGCUGACUUCGAGAAACCGAUACAUCAAGAGGAAGAUGAUGGAGAGUGCGCGGAUGAGAAUGUGAAUUGUGUUGCGUGGGCUAAAGUUGGCGAAUGUGAGAAGAAUCCAACUUAUAUGGUUGGUUAUGAAGGAGUUAAAGGAAAAUGUAGGAAGAGUUGCAAUGUUUGCUCUUCUUAGGAUCAUCAUGGUUUCUGUUAUAAACUAGAAAUUGUAAUGAAAGAAAGAAAGAGAAAUUAAAAGAAUAGAAAGUGUAAUGUUGAAAACUGCAUAGAAAUUAAGAAAAGAAUUCUCCUCAA